AUGUCUGUCAACAAUUCAUUAUCAACAAAUAUCGAAUCAUGGUUGAUUCCAAUCGAUAUUCUUGAUAUUAUCUGUCUCUCUUCGGUCAUUAUACUUGUAUUAAUAUAUUUAGUUAUUAUCAUAUUCGAUAAAACAUUUCAUACAGUUCCCAUGAUACUUAUUGCUAAUUCAUGUUCAGCUGAACUUAUUUUAUCAAGUAGUCUUUUUUGGACGGCGAUAUUUACAUUACAAAAUGAUCUUAAACGACAAUCAUAUGAAGAUUCAUUUUGUAUUUUCCGUGGUUAUAUCGGUUAUGUGGCAUGUUGUGCACAGAAUUAUUCGUAUUUCCUACAAGCAAUCUAUCGUUAUUUAAAAGUUAUUUAUCCCACUCGUUUAUUUUGGCAAUCAAAACGAGUUCAAAUUUUUCUUAUUAUCUUCAUGUGGAUUGUGUCAUUUACAUUUGCUUUUCCACAUAUAUUCACUGAUGCAAUCACAUAUCUUGUUGAUAAUCAAAUGUGUCAAAUGCCGUUACAUUUCUCUAUUCUAGCAGUUUAUAAUACAUUUUUUCUCUACAUAAUACCAAUGAAUUGUAUUAUAUUUAUUUAUUUUAAAUUAGUUCGAUAUGUUAAAAAAAUGAGUUAA
Messenger RNA from Adineta steineri, 621 nucleotides. The record is from the annotation of a GenBank genome assembly. Lineage: Eukaryota; Metazoa; Rotifera; Eurotatoria; Adinetida; Adinetidae.